AUGCUUGCUAAAAUUAUUGAAUCUACCAAUAAUGAAACAAAACGUCGACAUCUUGUGAAAUUAUGUGAAAUACGCUGGGUUGAUAAACACACAUCAAUCAUCGUAUUUAAACAAGUCUUUUUUGGCGUUAUUGUUGGUUUAGAUUAUUUAGUUGAAAGUGGUGAUUCUGAAACAAGUGGUCUUGCACGAAGUUACGGAAAAGCUUUAACUGAUAUUGAUCUUGUUAUUCCUCUUAUUGUUGUGAAUCGUGUAUUUUGUAUAACUAAACCCAGCGGCGUAAAUAGGGGAGUGAGUGAGUGGGGCGUAACACCCCCUGCUUCCGAAAAUUCAUAG
This is a messenger RNA of Rotaria socialis, 333 nucleotides long. The record is from the annotation of a GenBank genome assembly. Lineage: Eukaryota; Metazoa; Rotifera; Eurotatoria; Philodinida; Philodinidae.